ACUCAGAAAACUUAUUACUCCUCUGUUUGAUCCAACUCUUCACAUUGUUUUAUCUUCUUCAAAGAUUUCAAUAUUUUCUUAAAAUGGCUAAAGCUAAGAAGAUCUCUACGGAUCAGAGAUUGGGUUGUGAGAGUCUCCUAGGCUGUAUUUUCCAGAGUUGGAGUCCACGUCGACGGAAACCCUCUUUACCGGAGAAAGAUCACAAAGCAAAAGAUUACUUGCCUCCCAAGUCAACUACCAUUACGAACCCUAAAAUCAUUCCAAGAAAAUCAACCGAUUCUUUUGCUCAGACAAAGAGACAAGAUCCACAGAAGACCAAACCGGACGAAAGUAACGCAAGAAAAUCAUCAGACUCAGCAAGAAAAUCAUCAGACUCCGCAAGAAAAUCUUUGUCCUCGGCUUCACCAAGAACAGAGAGCAAGAGGUUUUCACCUAACGGCGUGAUGGGAAACAUCAUCGUGAAACCGCAGCCCGCCGUUAAAUCUCCUGACGUGUCACAGACAAGAAGUCGGUGGGAGGGCAAAACUGUAAAUUACAGACAUGAUCCGGAGACUCUGAAGAGAAUGGGAAACGAAGAGUAUUGUCGUGGAAGGUUCGGAGAAGCUCUUGUGUUUUACGAGAGAGCCAUCUUAGCUGACCCUAAAACGCCGACGUAUUGGUCUAACAAAUCCGCCGCUUUGAUCAGUCUUGGUCGUCUUUUAGAAGCUUCCGAUGCAUGCGAAGAAGCUCUAAGGCUUAACCCUAAUUACGAGAGAGCUCAUCAGAGACUUGCUUCCCUCCAACUCAGAUUGGGUGAGGUUGAAAAAGCUUUGUGUCACUAUAACCAAGCUGGAAAAUACACAGAGACAAAACAUAUAGAACAAGUUGAAGAUGUUAUAAAAUGCUUAAGGAGGUGCAACGAAGCUAGGAGAUCAAAGGAAUGGAAUGUUGUGUUGAAAGAGACUUGUUUUGUGAUAUCAUAUGGAGCAGAUUCUUCUCCUAGGGUCUAUGCACUCCAAACUGAGGCGUUAUUGCAUCUUCAGCGACAAGAAGAAGCGUAUGAUGUGUACCAAAAGGCAACAAAACGCUUAGACAUCGAUAGUUUCAUAAAGAUUUUUGGUCUUUCCAUUACUUCUUACAUCUUAAUGGUCGGAUCUCAGGUCUACAUUGCAGCAGGAAGAUUUGAAGAUGCAGUAACAGCGUCGAGGCAAGCGUCUCGACUAGAUCCGAGUAACGAAGAAGUAAAAGCAGUGGCUAGAAAAGCAAGGGCAGUUGCUGCGGCGAGACUCACCGGCAAUUUACUAUUCAACGCGUCCAAAUUCGAAGCGGCUUGCGUGGUUUACACGGAAGGACUCGAGCAAGACCCUUGCAAUGCUCUCUUGCUCUGUAACAGAGCGGCCUCAAGAUUCAAGCUUGGUCAGUUCGAGAAAGCCAUUGAAGAUAGCACACUGGCUCUCAAUCUUCAGCCAUCGUACCGGAAGGCGAGGCGGCGCAGGGCAGAUUCUUAUGCGAAGUUGGAGAAAUGGCAACAUGCGAUUCAAGAUUAUGAGUUGUUGAUGAUGGAGACACCUGAAGACGAGGAGACUAGAAGAGUCUUGGCUGAUGCAAAUGUCCGGUUUAAAGGAGCCGGCUCGGAUUUAGUUGUUGUGAAUUGAGACGAGAGAUUUUGAUUUUGAGUAAGCCGAAUUGUAUAGUUUCAAGAGAAUUUUAAGAACGAUUUGGUUGUGUCUGCUUGUUUGUUUGCCUUGUUUUGCUAAAUUAGAUCUCACGAUCGUUUUCUUAUUUUAGGGUUUUUGUGUGUGUGUGUGUGUUUACCAAUUACCAUAAAAGUUUUGUAUCAAAUGAAUAUACUAAAAGCUCAUCACGUAAGUGUUUCUUCUGAUCU
Molecule: messenger RNA, 1864 nt
Organism: Raphanus sativus (radish)
Lineage: Eukaryota; Viridiplantae; Streptophyta; Magnoliopsida; Brassicales; Brassicaceae
Product: inactive TPR repeat-containing thioredoxin TTL3-like
Exons: 5
Coding region: 84-1634 (516 amino acids)
Cellular component (GO): cytoplasm
Molecular function (GO): protein binding
Source: RefSeq, a predicted model, not a curated record